CGCGUGGUGCGCUCCGGGCGGUGCCGGACGGGAGCGCGGGGCGGUGGCGCAGUCCGCACCAUGGCGUACCCCGGGCACCCUGGCGCCGGCGGUGGGUACUACCCAGGCGGGUUCGGAGGGGCUCCCGGAGGGCCUGCGUUCCCUGGACAAACUCAGGAUCCGCUGUAUGGUUACUUUGCUGCCGUAGCUGGCCAGGAUGGGCAAAUAGAUGCUGAUGAGUUGCAGAGGUGUCUGACACAGUCGGGCAUUGCUGGUGGUUACAAACCUUUUAACCUGGAGACUUGCCGACUUAUGGUUUCAAUGUUGGAUAGAGACAGGUCUGGGACAAUGGGGUUCAAUGAGUUUAAAGAACUCUGGGCUGUGCUGAAUGGCUGGAGACAACAUUUCAUCAGUUUCGACAGUGAUAGGAGUGGAACAGUGGAUCCUCAGGAGCUGCAAAAGGCCCUGACAACAAUGGGAUUUAGGUUGAGCCCCCAAACUGUGAAUUCAGUUGCAAAGCGAUACAGCACCAGUGGAAAGAUCACCUUUGAUGACUACAUUGCCUGCUGUGUCAAACUGAGGGCUCUCACAGAAUACUGUGUUGUUUUGCAGAUAGCUUUCGAAGACGGGAUUCUGGUCAACAAGGUGUCGUGAAUUUCUCAUAUGAUGAUUUUAUUCAGUGUGUCAUGACCAUCUAAAGAGGAAGCUCUCUAAACAUACUCAGCAUUCCAACUGGAACUCGCCUUUGCUUACUCUUUGCCUUCAGUGAUGUGUUAAGUUAAAUCAGCAUUCCCCUGACAACUGUUGAAAAGGGUUACUACUUCAUACACAACUGAAGCUUCAUUUUUAAUUUUGAUAAUAAAUUCUUUGGACAUUUAAUAAUAUAUGAUCAAGUCUGUUACCAAUCAGAGCUUCCUUGAACCAUUGUCAAUCAUGCCUUACUUUUCUGCUAACCCUCUUUUAUAUAAACUUAAGUAUGCAAAAUGUU
Nannospalax galili (Upper Galilee mountains blind mole rat) is the source of this 967-nucleotide messenger RNA. It is a transcript of the gene Sri, whose product is annotated as sorcin. Gene Ontology annotation, molecular function: calcium ion binding. The record is from RefSeq and is a predicted model, not a curated record. The coding region runs from base 61 to 633 and encodes 190 amino acids. NCBI's taxonomy places the organism in Eukaryota, Metazoa, Chordata, Mammalia, Rodentia, Spalacidae. The transcript has 8 exons.